This is a messenger RNA of Melospiza georgiana, 3366 nucleotides long. RefSeq names its product guanylate cyclase 2F, retinal (gene GUCY2F). Bases 1 to 3366 code for a protein of 1121 amino acids. The record is from RefSeq and is a predicted model, not a curated record. Gene Ontology annotation, biological process: cGMP biosynthetic process; receptor guanylyl cyclase signaling pathway; intracellular signal transduction. Gene Ontology annotation, molecular function: protein kinase activity; guanylate cyclase activity; peptide receptor activity. The transcript is spliced from 19 exons. Lineage: Eukaryota; Metazoa; Chordata; Aves; Passeriformes; Passerellidae.
AUGUCAUUUCCCCUGUGGAGUCCUCACAGCUCCUCGUGGGCGCUGUCGAGGCACAUCAGAGUGCAUCACUUCAACACUGGAAACUCAUUCAAGACAUUUUUCCAGGAUCUCUGGUGGCUGCUCUUUGGAAUAAUCCUACUUUGUUCCCCAGUACGUUGCUCUGUCUUUAAAAUUGGACUGCUUGGACCCUGGAACUGUGACCCCUUCUUUUCCAAAGCCUUUCCCCAUGUGGCUGCCAGGUUAGCUGUGGGACGAAUAAGCAGAGAUCCUUCACUAGCUCUUGGCCACCGGCUGGAUUAUGUGGUUCUGCAAGAAGAAUGUGACACGCCAAAAGCUCUGGUUAGAUUUUUUGACUUUGGAAAGCUUUCCUCAGCUUUUAUAGGCCCUCUAAACCCUGGCUUCUGUGAGGUGGCUGCACAUUUAGGGAAAAACUGGAAUAAAGCUAUCUUUUCAUGGAUGUGCAUCAAUUAUAAGUUGGAUUCCACCAUCCACCAUAAUGCAUUUGCAAGAACUCUGCCCUCUCCAAUGCAAAUUUUGCUUACAAUAAUGAAAUAUUUUAGGUGGGCUCAUGUUGGCAUCAUUGCAUCCAGUGAUGAUAUUUGGAUGUACACAGCCAAGGAGGCAGCAACCGCGCUCAGGAACCAUGGGCUACCUGUAGGCAUUGUUACAUCCGUGCAUAAGGGAGAAAAAGGCAUUGAAGACACCUGGAACAAGGUUAAACAAGUUAAUAACAUUAAAAUUAUUCUCCUGUGCAUGCAUUCUGUUCUCAUCGGAGGGCAGGAACAGGCUGCCUUGCUCACAAAAGCUCUGGAAAUGGGACUAGCAGAUGGAAGAUACAUCUUUGUUCCCUAUGACACUUUGCUGUACAGUCUGCCUUACCAAAACAUCUCAUUCAGUGUCUUUGAUAAUGACAGCAAGCUCCGGGAGGCUUAUGAUGCUGUGCUGACCAUCACACUGGAGUCUGGAGAAAGGACUUUCUAUGAUGCAUUCAGGGAAGCUAAAGAAAGUGGUGAAAUAAUCAGGGAUUUGGAAGCCACACAGGUUUCUCCACUCUUUGGAACAAUCUAUGAUGCCAUUUACUUCGUGGCAAUGGCUAUGGACAGUGCACAGAGGAACGGAGUCAGAGCCUCAGGAGCCACCAUAGCUGAGCACACAAAAAACUUCAGCUUCCCUGGGUUUAGCCACCAGGUAGAGACAGACAGCUGUGGGAAGGGGCUGGACAAGUACGUGGUACUGGACACAGAUGGUCAUGGGAACCAGCUUUUCCCAACCCACCUGCUGGACAUGUCUGCAGCCUCUGUGCUGCCCCUAGGCCGGGCCAUCCACUUUCCCAAUGAAAUUCCACCCAAACCAGACCCCAGCUGUUGGUUUGAUCCAGAUGUUCUCUGCACUGAAGGGAUUGAGCCUGCUGUCAUUUUCUUGGGAGUAAUGCUGUUAUUUGUCCUGGUGUUGUGUGCUGUGGGCCUGGCUUCUCUCAUCAGGCAGAGUAUCCUGAACAACCAGCUUUUCAGGGGUCCAAACAAGAUCAUACUGACCUUGGAUGACCUCGUCUUCAUCAACCCAGAGAUACAUAGAAAGAGGCUGACCUUGGACAGUCUGACUGAUGCAAACAGCAUAGCAGCCAAGAACAGAAGCAUGAUAUCCGUAACCCGUUCCGCUUCCUUGAAAAGCACAGUGGCCACCCAUGAAACCUCCAACGUGGCUUUGUAUGAGGGAGACCAAGUGUGGCUGAAAAAAUUUGAGACAGGAGCAAUUCACAAUCUGAGGCAAAGCUCCACCAGCAUCUUAAGGAAGAUGAAGGAUCUGCGUCAUGAAAAUGUGAAUCUGUUCCUGGGCUUUUUCUCAGACUGUGGCAUCUUUGCCAUUGUGACAGAGUACUGCUCACGAGGCAGCCUGGAGGACUUGCUGAGAAACGAGGAUAUGAAACUGGACUGGAUGUUCAAGUCCUCUCUUGUGAUGGAUCUAAUUAAAGGAAUCAGAUAUUUGCAUCACCGAGAUUUUGCCCAUGGACGUCUCAAGUCUCGUAACUGUGUUGUGGAUGGCCGGUUUGUCCUGAAGAUCACUGACUAUGGUUAUAAUGAGAUCUUAGAGGCACAGAAAUGUCCCUAUAUUCAGCCAUCCCCAGAAGAAUUGCUCUGGACAGCUCCUGAGUUACUGCGGGACCCAGACAUGUGCAGAAAGGGCACAAUCAAGGGCGACAUUUACAGCUUUGCAAUCAUCCUGCAAGAAGUGGUUGCUCGGGGUCCACCUUACUGCACAUCAGAACUCUCAGCUGAAGAAAUUAUAAGGAAAGUGAAGAAGCCCCCUCCCCUGUGUCGCCCAAACGUAGCUCCUGAGGUAGCCCCCCUGGCAUGCAUCCAGGUAAUGAAGCAAUGCUGGGCUGAAGCCCCUGAACGACGUCCAACAUUUGAGGAGGUGUUUCAUAAGUUCAAAACCAUCAACAAAGGGAAAAAGACCAAUAUCAUUGACUCAAUGCUUAGGAUGCUUGAGCAGUACUCAAGCAACCUGGAAGAUUUAAUCAGUGAGCGGACUGAAGAGCUAGAGGUUGAAAAACAGAAGACAGAAAAACUGCUGUCACAAAUGCUUCCACCUUCAGUGGCAGAAGCUCUCAAGACUGGUGGCACUGUGGAACCAGAGUAUUUUGACCAGGUGACCAUCUACUUCAAUGACAUUGUGGGCUUCACAUCCAUUUCAGCCCUCAGUGAGCCCAUUGAAGUAGUUGACCUUCUGAAUGACCUUUACUCUCUCUUCGAUGCUGUUCUUGGAAACCAUGAUGUUUAUAAGGUGGAGACAAUUGGUGAUGCCUACAUGGUUGCCUCAGGGCUCCCAAAACGGAAUGGAAACAAGCACGCAGCUGAAAUAGCCAACAUGUCCUUGGACAUCCUCAGCUCCGUGGGAACAUUCAAAAUGAGGCACAUGCCAGACAUUCCCCUCAGGAUACGAAUUGGGCUGCACACAGGGCCCUGUGUGGCAGGCGUGGUGGGGCUGACCAUGCCGCGGUACUGCCUCUUUGGGGACACGGUGAACACGGCGUCAAGGAUGGAGUCCACGGGCCUGCCUUACAGAAUUCAUGUCAGCCAAAGUACAGUGGAUAUACUUCGGAAACUGAAUGAAGGCUAUGAAAUCAUACCCAGGGGGAAAACAGAACUGAGGGGUAAAGGAGUAGAAGAAACAUAUUGGCUGGUUGGGAAAAAAGGCUUCCAGAAACCCUUACCUAAACCUCCUGAAAUAAAGCCAGGACACUCCUGGCCAGAUGUACUGACCAGGAAAUUGAAAUCUGUCCUGAGAGACACAAAGAGGACACUAAGAAAGCAAAGAGCUGGGAAGCAUGAAGGAGAAAUAAGUUUUGAAGAGGAUGAAAUCUGA